UGUUUUUAAGCGUUUAGCUCUUAGAGUUGACGAUUUGAUUUUUGUCUGUUGUUUUGUAUCAUAAUGGGGAGUGAUGAGAAUAAAAGAGGAAGCACUGUUUUGAAACCUACCGAAAGAAAUAUUUUCGAAGUCUCUGGGGAUGCUGAGGCAAAAUUAGGUUGCAGAUGUGGACUGUGUGCAUUUACCUCCAGCAUGGAACUACUGUGUAAGUCUCUAAGCUUACACCUGUGCAAUUUCAAACACUCUUCAUGGAUGUCAGAAGAAUUCUAAUGAAUUAUUCAUUGCCAGCACCAUUAUACCAGUUGGAAUGAGUUAUCAGAAAUGGGCAUAGCGCAUUUAGAUCCAACAUGUAACAGAUGGAUAUUACUUCGUGCUGAUUACUUCUUCAAGCCAACACCUUUCUGAUUGUAUAGGAUCUUUGUCUCUUCAUCUUUGAAUUCCAGUUACUGGCAAAUAAAAGAAGUUCAUGUAGUUUUUGUCCAAACUUAAGUCACCAUGAGUAGUAGUUUAGGAAAAGAAAAAGACUCUAAAGAGAAAGAUCCCAAAGUACCAUCAGCCAAGGAAAGAGAAAAGGAGGCAAAAGCCUCUGGAGGUUUUGGGAAAGAAAGCAAAGAAAAAGAACCUAAGACCAAAGGGAAUACCAAAGACGGAAAGAAAGACUCCAGUGCUGCCCAACCUGGGGUGGCUUUUUCAGUUGACAAUACUAUCAAACGGCCAAAUCCAGCUCCUGGUACUAGGAAAAAAUCCAGCAAUGCAGAGGUAAUUAAAGAGCUCAACAAAUGCCGGGAAGAGAAUUCAAUGCGUUUGGACUUAUCCAAGAGGUCUAUACAUAUAUUGCCGACAUCAAUCAAAGAGUUGACUCAAUUAACAGAACUUUAUUUAUACAGUAACAAAUUGCAGUCCCUCCCAGCAGAGGUGGGCUGUCUAGUAAAUCUCAUGACACUGGCUUUAAGUGAAAAUUCACUUACCAGUUUGCCUGACUCUCUUGAUAACUUGAAGAAGCUACGGAUGCUUGAUUUACGACAUAAUAAACUGAGAGAAAUUCCUUCAGUGGUAUAUAGGCUAGAUUCCCUCACUACUCUAUACCUUCGCUUUAAUCGUAUAACUACUGUGGAAAAGGACAUAAAAAACCUGCCAAAACUCAUCAUGCUUAGCAUUCGAGAGAACAAAAUCAAACAACUACCUGCUGAAAUUGGUGAAUUAUGUAACCUCAUUACGCUGGAUGUAGCUCACAAUCAACUUGAACACCUUCCAAAGGAGAUUGGAAACUGUACACAGAUAACCAACCUUGACUUACAGCACAAUGAACUGCUAGAUCUCCCAGAUACUAUAGGAAACCUGUGCAGUUUAAAUCGUCUUGGUCUGAGAUAUAACAGACUGUCAGCAAUACCCAGAUCAUUAGCAAAAUGCAGUGCACUUGAAGAAUUAAAUUUAGAGAACAAUAACAUUUCUACUUUACCAGAGAGUCUUUUAUCGAGUCUUGUGAAACUGAACAGUCUGACCUUAGCUAGAAAUUGCUUUCAGUUAUAUCCAGUAGGUGGUCCAUCUCAGUUUUCCACCAUCUAUUCCCUCAACAUGGAACACAAUCGAAUCAAUAAAAUCCCAUUUGGAAUUUUCUCCAGAGCUAAAGUGUUAAGUAAGCUGAAUAUGAAGGACAAUCAGUUAACUUCACUUCCUUUGGACUUUGGAACUUGGACCAGUAUGGUAGAAUUGAAUUUAGCUACUAAUCAGCUCACAAAGAUCCCUGAGGAUGUAUCUGGUCUCAUUUCUCUCGAGGUUCUCAUAUUAUCAAACAAUCUUCUAAAGAAGCUUCCUCAUGGUCUUGGAAACCUUAGGAAGUUGAGAGAGUUGGAUCUAGAAGAGAACAAAUUGGAAUCCUUACCAAAUGAAAUUGCAUAUCUUAAGGAUUUACAGAAGUUGGUCUUGACAAACAACCAGUUGACGACUCUUCCCAGAGGCAUUGGUCACCUUACAAAUCUCACACAUCUAGGCCUUGGAGAGAACCUACUUACUCAUCUUCCUGAGGAAAUUGGUACACUGGAGAACCUAGAAGAACUAUAUUUGAAUGACAACCCCAAUCUGCAUAGCCUUCCCUUUGAGCUGGCUCUCUGCAGCAAGCUUUCAAUCAUGAGUAUUGAGAACUGUCCACUCAGUCACCUUCCACCUCAGAUCGUUGCUGGGGGACCUUCUUUCAUCAUUCAGUUCCUAAAGAUGCAGGGUCCAUAUCGUGCCAUGGUCUGAUAAAAAAUCUGCUGGUCUCACACACUGUUCAAAUAGACUGCCAUUAAUGUUUCAUACCUAUAUCUGUAUCUAUUUAUGUAGAUAUUGAUAUAUAAGGCAGAUUUUAAAGACUGCAUUAUGUGUUUCUGCUAAUAGAGGAAUCAUAGCCAUUUAGUUUUUUUUUUUAAUUUUGUACAAAAGGCUUAUAUAAGUUUUCUUGCUGAAUUUGAUGGAUAUUUUUCAGUCAUGUAAUCUGAUAUGCCAGUUUGCUUAAAAUAUUUGCCAACAAAUUAUGAAGUUAUUAAAGAACAGAGGUAGUAUAGUUAUACUUUCUCUUAGAAAAAAUAAUGGGCAAACAAGUUUUUUUUUGCAACUUUUCAUACACAUUUUCCCCUUACCAGUUGUCAGAUCUUUAUAGUAUCAUAGGUCUUAAAGGCAGAAUUUUUCUUUAACUUAUUAUGAGAUUUGAAAUUUAAAUUUUUUAAUAUUGUUUACAGUCAGAGUAAAUCACUGGAUUUCUCCCCCCCCCUUUUUUUUGGUUUUGAUUUGCUCUGUUUUAAUCAGUCAAAUCUAGAGUUUAUAUCCUCUGCUAAAUCAUUUGUGUCAGCUGAUUUAAACAUUGAGAUCCUUGUUGAAACAACUGGCAAAGUAAAAAGAUGCAGUCAGAAAUCUAGAAUUCCUUUUAUUGUGCUUCUUUCAUGAGUUGUAAAGCAAAUGAAUCUGGGUAGGGAGAGGGUAUAAGACCUUUCUAGUGUAAAUAUCUUAAGUUUGGGGAAACAGGAACUUGCGGUGAAAAGGAAUUUUUUCAAAUCAGUGACAGAUCCACAAAAACUAACAGCAUAAUUUGGCAAAUGAAUGAAUGAAUGAAUAAAUUACACAUAAACACACACAUUCUAUAUAUGUAUAUACAAUGCUAUAUAGAUAUGUAUUUAUUAUAUCAUAAACUACAGUAGGUAACUUUAAGGAUUUUUCCCUAUCCUUGUACAAUGAUAUGAAUGUCUUUCUUUGAAAACUGCAAUAUAUGUAUGUUUCAAGGUUAUUUAACAGUGUACUAUGGUUUUAUAUCUUGACUUGCCUUGUAUAUCUUUCAAUUCUGGAAUAUCUGCGUCUAAGCACAAUAUCUUCACACUGUGCUGUAUUGCUGCUGAACUAAAUGCACUUUUCCCCACAUAUGGGGCACUGGCUUCAAACAAUUCAGUUCAGUACCAUUACUUUUAAUCUCAUUUUUCUUUCUUGGUAGUUGUUAAUAUAGUUAUGGAAAAGAGCACAUUGCAAAGAAGCCAUUGAUAGUUCAGUGGAAGUUCUCUGUAAAAUGUGCAUGUGCUGUUUUUUGUUCUACCUUUUUAAAGACUAGCAGUAUUGUAAAUGUGUGCCCCUUACACAGUACUCUUAUUUUUGGUAGUGUUGGUCUAUGUCAGUUUAAUUAUUGAGGACACUCACAGAGUAAGUGCAUUCUAGAUAUCCUAAAAAAUACUUUCCAUAUGAUGAGUAACUGUUAUAUAUAAUUACAUAUUGCUGCUUAUGUUUUUAUUUUCUUUUUCAUUUAGUUGGGCAUUGUGUUUUAAACAAAAACAAUUUUUAAAUUAAGGCUAUGAUUUCAAGAUAGAAAUUUAGGCUAUUGUUUUGCUUUUCCUGGCACUCAAAUUCAGUACUAGGUUUGAAGUAAAAUCUUUGUUUUUAAUUGGCAGUUUUAUAAGGAGGAACUAAGAAAUGGAAGGCAGGUGAAGAUAUAAAACCCUAGAAUGCUUAAAUGUGCUGUAAAACUAUUGUAGAUGUCACUGGAUUUUACCAAGUAAUAAUCCUUUUUUUCUUUUUUUUCCCCUCUACUGUGGCUUUUCAUUUAAAAUUUUGUUUAUAAAAGGAAUUUGUUUAUUACUGCUCUA
Molecule: messenger RNA, 4103 nt
Organism: Tupaia belangeri chinensis (Chinese tree shrew)
Lineage: Eukaryota; Metazoa; Chordata; Mammalia; Scandentia; Tupaiidae
Gene: SHOC2
Product: SHOC2 leucine rich repeat scaffold protein
Exons: 9
Coding region: 496-2241 (581 amino acids)
Cellular component (GO): cytoplasm
Molecular function (GO): protein binding
Source: RefSeq, a predicted model, not a curated record